This is a messenger RNA of Dipodomys spectabilis (banner-tailed kangaroo rat), 936 nucleotides long. Its product is annotated as olfactory receptor 10-like. The record is from RefSeq and is a predicted model, not a curated record. Gene Ontology annotation, molecular function: olfactory receptor activity; G protein-coupled receptor activity. Bases 1 to 936 code for a protein of 311 amino acids. Gene Ontology annotation, biological process: G protein-coupled receptor signaling pathway. The transcript has a single exon. Gene Ontology annotation, cellular component: membrane. Lineage: Eukaryota; Metazoa; Chordata; Mammalia; Rodentia; Heteromyidae.
AUGGGAAGGUUCAACACCACUUUUGGAGAUGGCUUUGUUUUGGUGGGCUUCUCCGAUUGGCCUCAACUGGAAUUCGUUCUUUUUAUCUACAUUGUGAUUUUCUACUCCUUGACUCUGUUGGGCAACACCACCAUCAUAGUUCUAUCACGACUGGACCUUCGGCUGCGCACGCCCAUGUACUUCUUCCUCUCCCACCUCUCCUUCCUGGAUCUUUGCUACACCACCAGCACGGUCCCCCAGCUUCUCAUCAACCUGCAGAGGCAGGACCAGACCAUCAGCUAUGGUGGCUGCGUGGCCCAGCUCUUCAUUUUUCUUGCCCUGGGUUCCACUGAGAGCAUGCUCUUGGUGAUGAUGGCCUUUGACCGCUAUGCUGCCGUGUGUCGUCCGCUACACUACACGACCAUCAUGCACCCUGUCCUCUGCCAUGUCCUGGCUAUUGCUUCAUGGGUGGGAGGCUUCCUGAACUCUGUGAUUCAGACCAGCCUCAUGAUGGUCAUGCCUCUUUGUGGCCAUCAACUGAACCACUUCUUCUGUGAGAUACCCGUCUUCCUAAAGCUGGCUUGUGAGGACACAGGAGGAACAGAGACCAAGAUGUUUGUGGCCCGAGUCAUAGUUGUUGCAGCUCCUGCAGCUCUCAUUCUAGGCUCCUAUGCACGCAUUGGCAGGGCCGUGCUGAAGAUCAAGACGGUGGCUGGACGCAGAAAGGCUUUUGGAACUUGUGGGUCUCACCUUGUGGUGGUUUCUCUGUUUUAUGGCUCGGCCAUCUACACCUACCUCCAACCCAAGGGCAGUUAUUCCGAGAGCAAGGGGAAGUUUGUUGCUCUUUUCUAUGCUAUAAUCACCCCCAUGCUCAAUCCUCUGAUUUAUACCCUGAGGAACAAGGAUGUAAAGGGGGCUCUGUGGAAGGUUUUAAGGAGAGGUAGAGACUCAGGAUAA